AUGGGAGAUGGGGAGGAUUCAGCCAGGCAGAUAUUGGAAAAUGAGAGAAUGAGAAUUUUGCGAGAGUUAGCCGAAAUGGAAAGUGAAGAGGAUGAAGAAGAUAAUGAUGAUGAUGAUGAAAUUUCGCCCCCACCUCCACCACCACCAGAAGAAGAAAUGUUAACUGAAAUUUCUUCGACAUCUAGUUCAUCUGAUAAUGUGAUGUAGGUUUUUUUUUCCGAAAAAUGAUUUUCACGUGGCCUAGUUUUUUUUUCAAUCUGUCAAAAAAUUCAUUUUUUCAAAAAAAAAAAAAUCAUUUUCAGAAAUACAAGUGAUGAAGUACAGCCAAACGAAACUGAAUUUGUGAUAGAAAAGGAGGCUCCUGUGAAAUGUCCAUUUUCCGCAUCGGAAAAUCAACCAAAAAUCGAGCAAGAUGAAAACGAAUUCGAAGCCGAGUUAGAAGAACUUAUCGAGAAAGGAGGAGAGGUUGAGGAUGAAAAUAGUAGUCGAAAAGUCUGGAAGACAGUGCUAGAAAAAAUAGAUCAUGAUAGAUUCAAUCCAUUGCCUGCUGAUUGGGCAAUGGUUACUCAUGCUAGUGGAAUGCCUGUAUAUUUACACAAACCAACUCGAGUUAUUACAUUAACUAGACCUUAUAAAGUUGAGGGUGCUAUUCGCAGUCAUCUAAUACCAAUUUCUUCUGUUCCAUGUUUAUAUCGUCAAAAACUUGAAGAAAAAGAGGAGGCGAGAAAAGAGGAGUUGGAGAAAAAAGUUAUGGAAGAAGAGAGUUCGACGGCUCAAAAAUUAGCUGCUCAUAUUUUGUCGGGAGCAAAUGCUGGCAUUGUUGAGGUAACUAUUCUUCUUUUUUGCAGAUAUAUAUUUCAUUCCGCAACUCAAACCCAGGUUUUCGGUGUUUUCAGUUUAUUUUUCGCAAAAACUUUUCUGAAUUCACCCAAUACUUUAGUUUGAUUCUUGAGGCGGUCACUUUUUCUCUCAUCUCAUCGAAAUAUCUUGAAACUAGUUGGUUUGAUCAAACUUUUCUGAAUUUAUUGAAUAGAAAUGUUUGCUCACUGAUUGGUUGCUACAGAUGAUUUUGGUAUAUUUUGCCCCAAUCUCAAACAUUUUUCAGAAUCAAGAUGAUCUCUUAUUAAAACCAGAACAAUAUCAUGAAUACUGCGCAAAACGGUUCAAAUUCAAAAAAAUCCUUGUUAAUCGUUAUAAUAGCUGUGAAGAGAAAUUUGAGGCAAAGAAAACUCGUAGAUUGGAUAAUGUUUUAGCGCGAGCAGGAUUCAAGGGAAAAUAUGAGGAUAUGAAAAAAGAUAAAGAUGAACAUGAAUUAUUGAUAACUGCACCAAGUGGAGCUGUAUUAAUUGAUGUUACACCUUAUGAUCAUCGUAGAUAUGCGAAUAAAAAACCAUUUUUAUUGAAUCCUGUUGGUCGAACUACAGUAACCGUUCUGAAUGAAUUUAUGCAAAGAUUGGUGAAGGGAAAAAUUGAAUAUGAAUGUGAUGAUAAUCGAAGUGUAACUUGUCCAUAUAAAGCAACUGCCUGGUUAACUAUGAAAACAUCUGCAAUUAUUCAAACUGGUGGAAAUGCUAAAGAGAAGCUUAGUUUGCUCAGAGAGCAAGCUGAAUUAAUGGGUGCUAAUACGACUUUUGGUGUUGAUGGUGAUUCGCGAAAAUUUCCGAUUGGUAGAGGAGUUGGACAUAGUAAAAAAACAUCGAGAUUGGCGGCGGCUAGAGAUGCUUUAGGGGUAAAUUUUAUGGAAAAAUUCUAAAAAUGACCAAAAGUCAUGAAAUAGCUUUAAAGUUCACGUUUGAAAAUUCCGUUCACGUGGAAAAUAUCUAAUUUUCUUUUGUUUUCAAAAAAAGUUACCAGCGGUCGUGGAAUAAAUUUCAAGUUCUAGCUAAAAAAAAUCUCGUGUUCGUAAACAUUUCUAAGUCAAAAAUUGCGAAAAAAACCUCUAGAAUAAUAUUAUUUUUUCAGAAACUUAUUCCAUCUCUGAACGUCAACGAUACUUUUAUAUGCACCGGUGUCCAGGAAAAAUCCGAAUCAGGCGCCACGAAAAGUUAUGAUGAAGAAGCCAUGGAACUUUUCGACAAAGUUAAUAUUCUUUCGAAAAAUCUAACACAUUUAUGCAUUAAAUUCGGAAUCACCAAACCAAUGUCUUUAUUGAAAGAUGCGGUUGCCAAAUCGCUUCGUUGGAAUGGAAUGACUCUAGAAGUUCAAAAGGAUUUCGUUGGAAAUGGUGGAGAAUUAUCGAAAAUCACUCUUAUAUUAGGCGAUAUGAAAGAACAAGCUGAAGGAAAUGGUGUGAAGGCGGCAACGCAAAUCGCCGCGCAAAUGAUGUUAGCCAAACUCAACCCAGAGUUAACUUCUUAUGGAAGUUUUCUUCGAUUAUAUGGAGGAUUGGAAAGUAAAGUGGCAAAAGAUGAAGCGAAAAAACAACACGAUCAAGUAGUUCGAUUGCAAAAUCAGGGAAGUCUUCUACAACCAAAUCAUGCUGUCCUCGAAAAAUUGAAAGAAGAAAUGAGAAAAGUUGCAUUGGUUCAUCCACCACGCCAAUUUUUGUAUGGAUUAGCGAGUCAAGAAAUUCCAUUCAAUCCUCAAAUAACGAUUUCAGUUGGUGUACAAACUGAAAGAAUUUUGGCAUCGCCUCCGUCACAAUUUAUGUUGCCACCACCACCUCCUGUUCCGCAGAAUAUUUAGUGAGUUCGGAACUUUUUUUUGACCUCCAUCAGACAUGUGACAACUGAAGAAAUGGAAAUCUGAAUGUUUCCUGAUUUUUAUUACAAUUUUAAAAAUAACUUGUUUUUUCCGGAAAUCAUAAAAAUAUUUGUCUUUCAGUUAUCCACAAAUCCCACUUCCUAUCGAAGACCUUGGUCGAAAACGCCCAUUUUGCCCUGAUUCCACAAAUCUCACCACUGAGCCUCAAUCAAAACGUGAGUUUUUUCCCCAAAAAGUCAUUUUCAAAAAAUUAUUUUUAGAGGCGCCACCGUUCUCUUGA
Molecule: messenger RNA, 2983 nt
Organism: Caenorhabditis angaria
Lineage: Eukaryota; Metazoa; Nematoda; Chromadorea; Rhabditida; Rhabditidae
Source: the annotation of a GenBank genome assembly